Molecule: messenger RNA, 930 nt
Organism: Penicillium pulvis
Lineage: Eukaryota; Fungi; Ascomycota; Eurotiomycetes; Eurotiales; Aspergillaceae
Product: RNA-binding protein
Exons: 3
Coding region: 1-930 (309 amino acids)
Molecular function (GO): RNA binding
Source: RefSeq, a predicted model, not a curated record
AUGGCCGAUAUCGAGAUCCCCAGACCCGAGGAGCAGCAAGGUGUGCAGAAAAACACAGCCGAUCAUUUUAGUACUGGAGAACUUACAAUUCCUCCAGCUCCUAGAACUCCUCACCAGAAUGUCCGCACCAACGGCCGUGCCUUCAACUCUGCCAACUGGCGCAUGAAGGGCGAAGAAAGCCCUCAACCCCCCUCUCCCUCCCCGCGAACCAAUACCUCCCGCACCGCCUUUAGUCGUCCAGGAUCCCAUGUGCCCCAGGCUAUCUCCGAUGGCCGCCGUCUGUAUGUCGGCAACAUGCCCUAUACUGCCAAGUCCGAGGAUGUCGAGGCACUCUUCACAGCAUCCGAAUUCUCCAUCGAGCGCAUCGACAUUGCCAUUGACCCGUUCACCGGCCGGAACCCAUCGUACUGUUUCGUCGACCUGCACACAAAAGAACAGGCCGAGCGGGCUAUGAUUGACUUGGAUGGAAAGGAUAUGCUGGGCCGCCCGGUUAAGAUCAAGCCCGGUGUGGCUAAGUCGUCGGCCGAGCGUGCCAGUGAACAACAGCAGCGAUCCCCCAUUGCCAUGGAUCGAUGGCGUCGCUCGGAGACUGAGAGCUCACCCAGAGUCAGCUCGGAUUCCAGUCAACGCGUAUAUGUGGGUGGAUUGCCUCGUGUGGCCGAGCCCGAGGUUGCGGAGGCCCAGAUCAAGACUUUUUUCCAGGGAUACACCGUUGAGAAAGUGAGCAAGCUGUUCUCCCCCCACCCCGCGAAGCGAUUCGAGCCCGGCGAGCACUAUUAUCUGUUUGUCGAUCUCAGCAGUGUGGAAGAGGCCCAACGGGCCCUCAACACUCUGAAUGGCCAAGAAGGACCAUGGGGUGGCCCGAUCCGCGUGCAGCGGGCGCGGGGCAUUACCAAGCCAGAGGAGCGCAUUAGCCCUGAGGCUCUUUAA